AUGGCGAUGAUUAACAUCGGGGCGUCCAACGCCGGGGAUCAAUUCUAUCGAUAUAAAAUGCCAGCCAUUCAGUCGAAAAUAGAGGGUCGAGGCAACGGGAUCAAGACCAACGUGGUGAACCUGGUGGAGGUGUCGAAAGCCCUGGCGCGACCGCCGAUGUACACGCUGAAAUUUUUCGGGAACGAUCUCGGGGCGCUGACGAAGUUCGACGAGAAGAGUGGGCUGGCCAUCGUGAACGGGGCGCACGACGCGGGAAAGCUCGCGCAGAGCCUCGAAGGUUUCAUCAAGCGCUUUGUGCAGUGCUUCUCGUGCGGGAAUCCGGAGACGAUGAUCGAGAUCUCGAAGAGAGAGACUAUUCACUUGAAGUGCAAGGCGUGCGGGGCGCUCUCGGACGUCGAUAUGCGACACAAACUGUGCACGUACAUCUGCAAGAACCCUCCCGAGAUUAAAAAGGAUAAAAAGGAAAAGCAGCUUCGCCGCGCCGAGCGCGAGCGCGAAGAGGCUGGCGCCGCUCUCGAUGCCGAAGAAAGACGACGACGAAAGGCUGAGAAGAAGGAGAAGAAGGAGAAGAAGGAGAAGAAGGAGAAAAAGGAAAAGAAGGAGAAGAAGGAGAAGAAAGAGCACGGUGAAGGCGAAGAUGCUCCGGAAGGCGCCUCCUCCGCUUCCGAAGCUGACGAUGACGACGACGUCGAGUGGCAGACGGAUACCUCCGUCGCCGCCGCGAAGGCGCGUGCCGUCGAGCAGUUGACCGACGGUGCCGCCAGUAUGGUCACCGUUGUUGCCGAGAAGAUGAAGGAUGCCAACAUCGAGGAAGAGAGCUCUGAAGAGGAAGAAGACCCACGAGUGUCCAAACUUCGCGCAUACGCCGCGAAGAACGACGCGGCGAAGACGGCGGAGUAUCUCAUCUCCGAUACGCUCGGUGUUGAAUCCAAGGAGCUCGGUCUCGUCUUUCUUCUUGAGGCCAUCUUUGACGAGGAUGAGCCCAUCCCGCCGCAAAUCAAGGCGAAGAAGGACUUCCUCGUCGCUGCUUGUCCAAGCGAUCAACUUCAGCGCGCUCUCUUGUGCGCUUUCGAGCGCUACGUCACUGAAACUGCUACCUCCGGCUUCAAGGUGUUCUCUCUGAUCCUCAGCACGCUCUACGAGCUCGAUCUCGUCGAGGAAGACAUAAUCAAAAAAUGGAAUGUGGACGUCGACGCCGCCUCAAACAUCGAGGUUGAGCCCAAGGUGGCGCAAGCCGUGCGCAAGCAGGCCGCCAAGUUCAUUGACUGGCUCGAGGAUUCCGAUGACGACGAGGAUAGCGACUAA
Ostreococcus tauri is the source of this 1305-nucleotide messenger RNA. Its product is annotated as MIF4-like, type 1/2/3. Lineage: Eukaryota; Viridiplantae; Chlorophyta; Mamiellophyceae; Mamiellales; Bathycoccaceae. The record is from RefSeq and is a predicted model, not a curated record. Gene Ontology annotation, cellular component: cytosol. Gene Ontology annotation, molecular function: eukaryotic initiation factor eIF2 binding; GDP-dissociation inhibitor activity; translation initiation factor activity. The coding region runs from base 1 to 1305 and encodes 434 amino acids. Gene Ontology annotation, biological process: translational initiation; formation of translation preinitiation complex; formation of cytoplasmic translation initiation complex. The transcript has a single exon.